Parus major (Great Tit) is the source of this 2359-nucleotide messenger RNA. RefSeq names its product NOC2 like nucleolar associated transcriptional repressor (gene NOC2L). Gene Ontology annotation, cellular component: nucleoplasm; Noc2p-Noc3p complex; Noc1p-Noc2p complex. Lineage: Eukaryota; Metazoa; Chordata; Aves; Passeriformes; Paridae. Gene Ontology annotation, biological process: negative regulation of transcription by RNA polymerase II; ribosomal large subunit biogenesis. The transcript is spliced from 17 exons. Gene Ontology annotation, molecular function: histone binding; transcription corepressor activity. Bases 48 to 2108 code for a protein of 686 amino acids. The record is from RefSeq and is a predicted model, not a curated record.
GCUCUGCACGCCGGGAGCGGAAGCGGCAGCCGCGUGGUGGAGGCAACAUGGCGGCCCCCGGUAGGAGGAAGCUGGCAGAGCUGAGCCUGGAUGAGUUCCUCGCUGCCGGCUCGGACUCGGAGCAGGACGGCGGCUGGCAGGAGGAGGAGGAGGAGGAGGAGGGCGGCCGGGCCCUUCAGGGCGCUGCGAGGCGGCGGCGGCCGAGCGGGAAGGCGGCCCAGGGGCUGCAGGCACGGCCGGGCAGCAGGAAGAAGGGAAAGGCAUCUGAACACAAAGAUCAGCUCUCCAGGCUGAAGGACAGAGACCCCGAGUUUUAUAAGUUUCUGGAGGAGAACGAUCGCAAGCUGCUGGAUUUUGAUGCCUCAGACAGCUCUGAGGAGGAGGAGGCUCUGCACAGACCCCCUGAUACACUCGAGGUAGCCAGUGAUGAAGAUGAUGAAGAUGAAGAAGAAGAAAAAGUCAAAAGGAAGAAAGUUUCCUUCAUCCAUGUGAGCUUGAAAAUGGUGGAGGAAUGGAAGAAAGCUGCCCAGGGGAAUCUCACCCCAAAACUCUUCCAUGAAAUCACCCAAGCCUACAAGGCAGCUGUGGCCACCACCAAAGGUGACAGUGGUGGCGACCCCAGCAAGUUCCAGGUGACUGACACUGCAGUGUUCAAUGCCCUGGUGUCCUUCUGUAUCCGGGACCUCUUCCUCUACCUGCACAAGCUGCUGCUCCCCAAAGCCCCCAAGAACAAACUCAAAAUGGUUCUCCCUUCCACCAGCCCCCUCUGGGGAAAGCUACGACUGGACAUCAAAGUUUAUCUUGGCUGUACCAUAAAACUGCUGUCGUGCCUGACCGAGGCCUCAGUGGGUGCAGCAGUCCUGCAGCACGUGAAUUCCACAGUUCCAUAUUACCUGUCCUUCCCAAAGCAGUGCCGGGCCCUCCUCAAGCAAACCAUCACUCUGUGGAGCACAGGGGAGGAGACAGUCAGAGUCCUGGCCUUCCUGGUGCUGAACAAGAUCUGCAGGUACAAGAAGGAGGUUUACCUCAGCCCCCUGCUCAAGCAAAUGUACAUUGCCUUUGUGAAGAACUCCAGGUUCACCUCUCCCAACGUGCUGCCCAUGAUCAACUUCAUGCAGCGCACGCUGACGGAGCUGCUGGCCCUGGACACACACACCUCCUACCAGCACACCUUCAUCUACAUCCGCCAGCUGGCCAUCCACCUGCGCAGCGCCAUGACCCUCAGGAAGAAGGAGAACUUCCAGUCAGUCUAUAACUGGCAGUACAUCCACUGCCUGUACUUCUGGUGUCGAGUUCUCAGCACCAUCCACCCCAGUGAGGUCCUGGAGCCCCUGAUCUACCCCUUGACACAGGUCAUUAUUGGCUGUAUCAAACUGGUGCCAACGUCUCGGUUCUACCCCCUGCGCAUGCACUGCAUCCGUGCCCUCACCCUGCUGUCCCAGAGCACCAGGACCUUCAUCCCCGUGCUGCCCUUCAUCCUGGAGGUGGGUUGUUCCCUGCUGGCCCCUCCUCCCUGGAUCCAGCACUUCCCUGCCUGCUGGAAAUGUGUCUGCAAGAUUUGUACCCUUUCUCCACAGGAACAGUGGGAGAAGCAGGUGAAGGAGGAGGGAACGCCCCUGACCAAAUAUUACACUCAGUGGAAGAAGCUGAGAGAGAAGGAGAUCCAGCUGGAAAUCAGUGGCAAGGAAAGACUUGAAGACUUGAACUUCCCAGAAAUCAAGCGCAGGAAGCAGGAUGAGAGAAAGGAGGAGGAUAAGAAGGAAUUCAAGGAUCUCUUCGAGCUGGACAGUGACUCUGAGGAGGAGAACGGUGGAUUCUCUGUGAAAGGGAAGGGCAGAGCCAGGCAGGCCUCAGAUGACAGCUCAGAAGCCAGCAGCAAGGAGUUUGGGGAGGAGGACGAUGAUGAAGAAGGAAAUUACGAAGUGGAGGAAGAGGAGGAGGAAGAACUGGAAGAAGACAGCGAGUCAGAGGAGGAAGGCGGGGAAGGAGCCCGGCAUUCCCGGGAUUCCCGGAGCUGCCCCCGGGGGCUGUCCCGCUCCGACCUGCAGCAGCUGGCACAGGGUGGGGACGACGUCGUGCAGGACCUGCAGUUCUCUGAUGAGGACUGAGCACCUCCAGCCCCUCCAGCCUGCAGCACCUGGAGCUGCUGGCAGAGCCAGAACACAGGUGGGACCAGCCCCAGGUGCCACCCAGGACCCGCUGGGUGACACAACUUGGACUUUUCAACUCAACCUGGACUGUUCCAGCUUUUUCUACCAGCUCUGUUUUUGGUACCAAUAAAACCGUGGCCAAGUCAAGGCCAGUAAAAACUGCUCAGCAGAGGGAAUAAAAGCCCCUCAUUAAAAUCUGCUGCUUUCAA